Molecule: messenger RNA, 983 nt
Organism: Cotesia glomerata
Lineage: Eukaryota; Metazoa; Arthropoda; Insecta; Hymenoptera; Braconidae
Gene: Mic26-27
Product: MICOS complex subunit MIC27
Exons: 6
Coding region: 116-910 (264 amino acids)
Biological process (GO): cristae formation
Cellular component (GO): MICOS complex
Source: RefSeq, a predicted model, not a curated record
UAAUUAAUUAAUUAAAUAAAUAAAAUUAUUUAUUUUUUAAAAGUCAGGAUUUAAUUUAAUAAAAAUAAAAAUAAAAUUGUGUAUUAAAAUUUAUUUGAGUUAUUUUAAAGAAAACAUGCAAGGUCUCAAGUUAUUUAAAAAAUUUUUACUACCUGGAGGAUUAUGCGGAGCAGUUCCAAUAAUUAGGCCAGAACCAACUCCUCCAGAUGCGCCCGUACUUUGCAGCAACGACGGAUCUGUACCGAGAAUAAUUAGGCCGUCGGAAUUACCGAUUUAUGUUCAUCAUGAGCAAAAAAAAAUUAAACCUGAGAUACGUGAUCCAAAUAGUAUUCGAUCGCAAAUAGAAGACGGAUUUGGGACAAUAAGAAAAACAUUUUCCGGCGUUUCGGAUCAGUAUCAGAUGGUCCAUGAUAAAAUUAGCCAUGUUUACAACACAGGACUUGCUCAUAGUAAAGGAUCAAUUGAUUACUUGCACCAAGAAGAAAAUAUUCUCCCCCGAAUCGGCACAAUCUUAGGCGGAGGACUAGUUGGAUUUUUAUUCGGUAUCCGCGGAGGAAGAUUCAAGCGUUUUAUUUACAUGUCAACUGGUGCUGGAUCAAUGGCUGCUAUUUGUUACCCCGAUUUAGCAAAAGACACUUUAAAUUCUAGCAAACAUUACAUCAACAUUGGCUACAAUUUUAUUUACGGCGUAAAACCAGGAGAAGCGAACCAAAAAGAAAUAAAAUGGCCGGAAUUACCGAGUAUUAAAUUACCGGAUAAUUUCAAUGACUUCCUGGUGUUGGUUAAAGACACCGGGUGUAGUGUAGUCACUUCUAUCGGUUCAUUAACUGGAGAUUUAAUUAAAUCCGAUGAACCGAGUCAAAAAGAGAACAAACCUGCGGAAGCAACAAAAGAAGCAAAAAAUAAAUAGAUUCAAAAUUUUUUUGUGAAAAAAAAAAAAUUUACAAGAUUGUAGAUAAAUUAUUAACUGUCUUAUUAAAAUU